AUGUUGGAAUCGUGCAUCUUUGAUCAAACAUUGAAACAUAUUGAGAGUUGUGAUAUUAAAAGCCCUAUUGCUUUUUCCUCUCUCCUGUGUGGUGUAAUCAUUGAUCAGUAUUCUGAUAUCCUGAUUGAAAAGGACUUUAUGUGUAAAAGAGCCCCUGCACUUGGUUUUCACUAUAAGCUGUUUCAGGGAACACAUGUCCCUGACAUUGUUAUGACAUCUGCUGAGACAUCAAAUGUAAAAGCUCAUUCCAAGAAAGCUGAUGUUAUAGUUGUUCUAAAAGAAACCCGCAAAGAGCUUGAUGCAAGAAAAAGGACUCUUGAAGAGCUGAUUGCUAGUCUGGAACAGGAGGAGAAUGAAGAACAAAUGAGGGAAGAGGAUGCUGACGAAGAACAGCAUGAUGGUUCUGCAAGAAGCUCACCAGAAGAUGCUGUUGAAAAUAGUGCUUCCUCAGGGGAUGACAGUACCUGA
Molecule: messenger RNA, 468 nt
Organism: Vicia faba (fava bean)
Lineage: Eukaryota; Viridiplantae; Streptophyta; Magnoliopsida; Fabales; Fabaceae
Source: the annotation of a GenBank genome assembly